AAAAAGCCCAGAAGUUCCCGACACUGUUUGACGUUUGAUUUGAAGAGCGACAACAUGGUCUCACUCACUCACUGAGUUCAAAUAUGCCCAUUACCACAGCUUUGGCUCUCUUUCUUCUUCUAUUGGGCUUUGCCGGCGGAGACGCUCCGUCGCGGGAGGUGUGGUGCGCGGCCAAGAACAACGCCGAGGACGCGUCGCUACAAGCGGCGGUGCAGUGGGCCUGCGGUGCCGGCGGAGCUGAUUGCGGAGCCAUCCAAGAAGGAGGACCCUGCUACGACCCCUCCAAUGUGCAGAAUACGGCGUCGUAUGCUUUCAACGAUUAUUUCCGCAAACACACCAUUUCCGAAGACAAUUGCAACUUCGAUAAUAACGCCGCCAUUACCUCCUUCAACCCCAGUUACGGGAAUUGCCGGCUUCCUUCUAGUUCGUUGGUGAACAAUGGGAGUUUCUCCGGAUCGGAAUCAUCUAUGGGAUUGAUGCCCGGUGCAGACACGAGUGGGUGCGGUGAAGUUGUUCUGAGGUGGUGGUUUUGGCCAUUUAUUGUAACCACUCAUUUCUUGUCUAUAGUUUCAGUAUCACGGGUUGUUUUUGGAUAAUAAUGUGUGGGACUUUUAUUUAUGUAUUGUUAUGCUCUAGUGCCAGUGGCAGACACUUGUAGCUUUGCUAGCAAAGUGUUGAUUGAGAAAUUAAAAUCUGAUUAAAUGGAAGGUUGUGUUCUGUUCUCUCUGCUGAAA
This is a messenger RNA of Cajanus cajan (pigeon pea), 734 nucleotides long. Its product is annotated as PLASMODESMATA CALLOSE-BINDING PROTEIN 5. Lineage: Eukaryota; Viridiplantae; Streptophyta; Magnoliopsida; Fabales; Fabaceae. The record is from RefSeq and is a predicted model, not a curated record.